This is a messenger RNA of Pelecanus crispus (Dalmatian pelican), 321 nucleotides long. The record is from RefSeq and is a predicted model, not a curated record. NCBI's taxonomy places the organism in Eukaryota, Metazoa, Chordata, Aves, Pelecaniformes, Pelecanidae.
AUGCUGUCUUUUGUUUUUAGCCCUGAUUAUCUGAGAUCAGCUGAAAUGACUGAAGUGAUGAUGAACACCCCAACUAUGGAUGAGAUUGGGCUAAGCCCCCGCAAGGAUGGCCUGUCGUAUCAGAUCUUCCCCGAUCCCUCGGACUUCGACCGUUACUGUAAGCUGAAGGACCGCCUGCCCUCAAUUGUGGUGGAGCCGACGGAGGGUGACGUGGAGAGCGGUGAGCUGAGAUGGCCACCCGAAGAGUUCCUCGUGCAGGAGGAGGAGGAGGAAGAGGAAGAAAACUGUGAAGAUGCAAAGAAGGACAACAAGGAGCAAUAA